Molecule: messenger RNA, 333 nt
Organism: Mesorhabditis spiculigera
Lineage: Eukaryota; Metazoa; Nematoda; Chromadorea; Rhabditida; Rhabditidae
Source: the annotation of a GenBank genome assembly
AUGCACCAUACUAGAGAACCAGAGAAGAGGGAGGAGCAAAAGAUCGAGAGAUGGCGCCUGGGAAACGUGAUUACUCGUAGUUCCCCGUAUUCUACCCCCUACAACCCCUAUGAAGCCAGCCAUCGAAGAGAGCUAUCUGCCCGCUAUAUGCCGGGUGUCUCUUCUAUCUACACUGCCACUCCCAGAUUCGGUUCCUCGUUCCGCCACUCUGUCCCGACCUACGAGCCCCGCCCAGGUAUGGAUGAGGAUACGCGGCGUCUGAUGAAUCGAUAUUUGGACCGAGACUCUUCCGGCCGUCCCAAGCGUACCCGUGUCCAUUUCAAGUUCAAUUUG